Trypanosoma grayi is the source of this 567-nucleotide messenger RNA. Its product is annotated as cyclin 6. Bases 1 to 567 code for a protein of 188 amino acids. The record is from RefSeq and is a predicted model, not a curated record. Gene Ontology annotation, molecular function: protein kinase binding. Gene Ontology annotation, biological process: regulation of cyclin-dependent protein serine/threonine kinase activity. The transcript has a single exon. Lineage: Eukaryota; Euglenozoa; Kinetoplastea; Trypanosomatida; Trypanosomatidae.
AUGUACGUAUCGUCGGUGCAGGGAGGAGUUGUGACGAAGGAGGACAUGCACGAGUUAGCGAUGCUGACGGCGAUGGCGCUCCAGCAGCGUUGCACUGAGCAGCGUCACUACGAGCCAUUUGAGAGCACCAUAUUCCACAGUUGCCGUAUUCCGCAGAUAUCCUUGUGGGACUACGUGCGGCGUAUAGCCAAGUAUUUUGCCUGCUCCCCAAGUUGUUUUGUACAGAGCAUUAUCUUCCUUGAUCGCUAUGUUGAGGCGAGUAACAUUCCAAUCACAUUCCACAAUGUACACCGACUGAUGAUUACGGCGGCGAUGGUGAGUGCGAAAUUAAAUGAUGAUGCAUGCUAUAACAAUGCGUAUUACGCACACAUUGGGGGUAUCAGCAACGCGGAACUGAAUUCCUUGGAGCUAGCGUUCUUGAAGACGAUUGGGUGGUGUACAUGGGUGGAGCCGAAUGAAUAUGAAAGGUACUUUUUACACUUGCAGCUGGUUUUCGCAACUUCACUGGGGUCUGAGAUAACACCUCAGGCUCCUGGGUAUGCCAUCAAUGGAAUAGGGGUGGAAUAG